Scylla paramamosain (green mud crab) is the source of this 2532-nucleotide messenger RNA. Its product is annotated as prenylated Rab acceptor protein 1-like. The transcript is spliced from 6 exons. Bases 163 to 780 code for a protein of 205 amino acids. Gene Ontology annotation, cellular component: Golgi apparatus. NCBI's taxonomy places the organism in Eukaryota, Metazoa, Arthropoda, Malacostraca, Decapoda, Portunidae. The record is from RefSeq and is a predicted model, not a curated record.
GGUGUAAACCAAAGGCUGCGGGUUAUAGACGUGUGAGUAAGCCACGUAGACAAGAACACCUGGCGUAGUGUAGCGGGUUGGAGCUCUUCAAAGGUAUCUCCAACACUACGCUGCUGGCUGAUGCUAUUUUGUAUCGUACUUUUGUAAACAAGGUUGGCCAACAUGUCUGAAGACCCGGGAGGUGACGUGGAAAUUGAAAUAUCUGGGGAUAUUGCUGCUCCUGAGAAUUUUACGAGUUCUUCCAAGGCAGGUUUUAUGAUGCAGCUCCCCAUGCAGCUACAGCUGGCAUCUCCAUCAGCACGGGAAUGGGUCACCCGUCAGAGGGAAAAUGUUCGUCCCUGGACAGUGUUUUUCAGCACCCAGAAGUACAAGCUACCACUUAACGCCCAGAGAUGGAGCAAACGUAUGAUCAAGAAUAUCGAAUACUUCCAGUCAAACUAUAUGUUUGUCUUCAUCGUCCUUAUUCUUUAUUGCCUGAUCACUUCUCCAUUGCUGCUACUGGCAAUUGCUGCCUCCCUUGGGGCAUGCUAUAUCCUGGCCCUUAAAAAUGCUGAGAAGAAGAUUGUAGUUGGAGGACAUGAGGUAUCCAUGGCCCAUCAGUAUGCUGUUGUUGGGGUCCUCUCCCUUCCUGUGUUCUACAUAGCAGGAGCUGGAGCUGCCCUUUUCUGGGUCUUAGGAGCCAGCCUGUUCAUCAUUGCCAUCCAUGCUUCAUUAUACAAUGUUGAGAGUCUCCUUGGAUCAGAUGAGGAGCCUUUUGACCUGCAAAUGGAACAGGUGUAGAUUGUACUGGAUGCAGGUAUCUCAGGAAAAAGCUUUAUGGAAAACAACAGGCAAGAUUAAGGCUUGUUUUCUUGCAGCAGAACAGUGUCUUGAUAUCUUGAAACUGUCAUGCUGAAAAGAAACUUGAAGGAUUCCAUUUCCACUUUGCUCUGAGUUGAUUGCAAUGUGAUGGCCAGUGAGCCACCAGCACCAGUGUGGAAACAAAUCCUUCACUUCUUGCAGAAAUUGUAUUAACAAGGUGGAUCACAUGGAGGAUAGAGGCAGUUGAAUAUGUAAUAGAUGAGUAAUUUUGGCUACCUUGCAGAAGUUAGUGGGUGACAGUACAUUGAUGCAUUACUGCCAUUAUUUACCUCCUUAUUGCAAUGAAAUGAACUUCUCUUCUGCCUUCAUUAGCUUAGUGACUCCCAUUAGUUUCAGACUACUUAUCAAACCUUCAUAAAUAUAUAUUUCUAUAAAGCUUGUGUGAUUGAUGCAGGAUUUUCAGUAGCAAUAGAAUAAACUUACUAUCUAGCAAUAGCAUUGUGAGGGAUGCACAGCAUUUGAUCCUAGUGUGGUAAAAGUGAAUGUUUGCAGGGAUUAAAUUUUGCACUUUUUUUGCAACCAAAUAAAGAGAGUAGAUUUAAAAUUAUCAUGAAGUUCUUCCAAAUUAUAUUUAUUCCAUUCUUAAUGAAACAAGCUUUUAAUUGAAUGUUUAACUUUAUGUUGAUGAGCUGUUUUGAUUUUUUUUUUUCACAGAAUGCACAUUGCUUUAAAGAAACACAGUGCACAAAGCUCAAUUCUAUUCACAUAGUGAGUUCAUGUGACAGGACAGUCAUAUAAAAAUAUUACUGAAAUUAACAGAAAUGGAAAAUUUUGUUUUACACGUGCCCCAGUUUGUAUCUUUCAAGAAAGGCACAGAUAUUAAAAUAAAUAAAAUAUUAGGAAGUGCAUAGAAAGUAGAUGAAUAUAAUUAUCAUAUAAUAAUUUCCAAUAGGUUUCUAAUAGGAUGGAGAAUUUUGUGAAUGUAUUUUUGAUAAUAUUUUGAUACUAAGCAUGUUCAUUUGCAAAAUGUGAAGAUUUUCAGCAGGACCAUCAAUAGACUUGAAUAUUAAGGAAGUAAAUAUCAGGAAAUAGCUGUCAUUUGUCCUUUUGUAAAAUAAUUUCAGUAUAGAGGAAAAAGUUUUCAGAGUCAAUCAUCAGGCAAGAUAACUCUGUAUUAGCUCACAGUUGUGAUGGCACUUGCCAUCAUCCAACUUAUCAGCAAGGUGGGUUCUUGCUGUAGUAAUAACUUGGAAUAGCAGUGCUUCAGCAUUCCAGGUAAAGGACAUAACUAUGAUUCUGUUAAGUCUUAUAUUUUGUAUAAGAAUAACUUUAUUCAAGGUGCAUAUUGCCAUUAAAAAGUGUGCACACCAUUAACUACAAAUAUACUAUGAGCUGAAAAUGCUGAAGUGAUUCUUAAGGCACACCCAUCAUAAAGUAUUAAAGCAAGUGAGAAUUUUAUUUAAUUUUGAACACUGAAAAACAGUGAAUGCAAUUGUAGAAAUGUUGUGCAAAAACUUUUUUGGAGAUAAUGUUUAAUUCUACUUAUAAUGUCUUCAUUAUCAGUAAGGUACAGUACACUUAGGGCUCUUCGUUAUCGAUCUGGGAAUUAUAUUUCUUUGAUAUGAAUAUUGAUCUUUUGCUUUAUUGUUUUGAUAAAGGUAAGAUUUUGUGAAACUAAAACAAGAAUUUAUUCAGAUGUGUAGUGAAAUUUGGAAUACAGUGGUACUUCAG